This is a messenger RNA of Lytechinus pictus (painted urchin), 2614 nucleotides long. Its product is annotated as natural resistance-associated macrophage protein 2-like. Gene Ontology annotation, cellular component: plasma membrane. The transcript is spliced from 18 exons. Gene Ontology annotation, molecular function: iron ion transmembrane transporter activity; manganese ion transmembrane transporter activity; cadmium ion transmembrane transporter activity. The coding region runs from base 114 to 1988 and encodes 624 amino acids. The record is from RefSeq and is a predicted model, not a curated record. Gene Ontology annotation, biological process: metal ion transport. Lineage: Eukaryota; Metazoa; Echinodermata; Echinoidea; Temnopleuroida; Toxopneustidae.
CUGAAAAAGGAUGAAAUACAGUAUGUAAGGGCCAAGUUGACUGCAUACAUACAAGGAGUUCAUUGAUUGGAUGAGCCCUGGCUGAGUUUUACCUGUGAAAAGCUGUAGAUGGCAUGGAGCACAAUUAUCAGGAGCUGCCUUUAGAAGAAAGCAUGGGCGAACCUUCACAAAAAGAACAAGUUCCCAAGGACAUCUCAAGCACACAGCCUCAUGAAGAUGGAGGUGGUGGUGUUUCUUUUUCACAACCGGGUCAAGGUUCAUUAGAGCCUCGGGUAGAUGAUCCAGUGCUAUCCAAUGGACGUCAGGGUCAGACACAGUAUGCAUCCACAGCUGAGAAUGGUGGAACAUACUUUGAUGAAAGGAUUCCAAUUCCAGACCAAGAAAAUUAUGCAUUCAGUUUCCGUAAGUUAUGGGCUUUCACCGGGCCUGGUUUUCUGAUGAGUAUCGCUUACCUGGAUCCUGGUAACAUAGAGUCUGACCUACAGUCUGGAUUUGUCGCAAAGUUCAACUUGCUAUGGUUACUGAUGUUUGCUACCCUCCUGGGUCUGCUGCUCCAGCGACUGGCGGCCAGACUGGGCGUGGUCACCGGUAUGCACCUGGCGGAGGUGUGUUACCGGGAGUAUCCCAAGUACCCUCGGAUCUUUCUCUGGAUCAUGGUAGAGAUUGCAAUCAUAGGUUCGGACAUGCAGGAGGUGAUCGGAACGGCUAUCGCGUUCUAUCUGCUCUCUAAUGGAAAAAUCCCUCUUUACGCAGGUGUCCUGAUAACCAUCACAGACACAUUUGUCUUUUUGUUUCUAGAUAAAUAUGGUCUACGUAAACUGGAAGCCUUCUUUGCAUUCUUGAUAACAGUAAUGGCAUUUACCUUUGGCUAUGAGUAUAUUGCUGCAGCUCCAGAUCAGGUUGAGGUUCUGAAAGGGAUGUUUGUGCCAUCGUGUGGGGACUGCGGAGAAGAGGAGAUUCUCCAAGCUGUCGGGGUCAUCGGGGCUAUCAUUAUGCCUCAUAAUAUAUACCUGCAUUCAGCUCUAGUCAAGUCACGAGAUGUGGACAGAACUAAGAAAGAGGCUGUAAAAGAGGCUAACAAAUACUAUUUCAUCGAGGCUAGUAUCGCUCUCCUGGUUUCCUUCAUCAUCAACCUUUUCGUUGUCUCCGUCUUUGCAGAAGGACUUCAUGAUAAAACAAAUGCACAAGUGCAUAACAAGUGUGUGGAGCACAAUCUUAAUAUGUAUAUAGAUGUAUUCCCGGAUAACAACUCACUGGUUGAGAGUGUCGAUUUGUACAGAGGGGGUGUGUUUUUAGGUUGUCAGUACGGUGCUGCUGCCCUCUACAUUUGGGCCAUUGGGAUCCUGGCAUCAGGUCAAAGUUCAACGAUGACAGGUACUUACGCAGGGCAGUUUGCAAUGGAGGGCUUUUUAAAUCUGAAAUGGUCCCGAUGGAGGCGGAUCAUUUUGACCCGGUCAAUCGCCAUCUGUCCCACCAUCCUCAUAGCCAUCUUCAGUGGUAUCGAUGACCUCACCGGAAUGAAUGACCUACUUAAUGUCCUCAUGAGCUUACAGCUUCCAUUUGCAUUAAUACCUAUCCUGACAUUCACCAGCAGCAAGCCUAUUAUGGAUUCAUAUAAAAAUAAUCUCUUUUCAAUUAUAACAUGCGGCUUGUUAGCCAUAACGGUGAUCGGGAUCAACAUCUAUUUUGUAGCAGUCUUCCUACCCCAGUUGCCACAUCAUUGGGCGAUGUACCUCUUAGAAGCCAUUAUUUUGGCGAUCUACUUUGCUUUUAUAUUUUACCUGGUUGCCUUCUUUGCACAAAUGAUUGGAUGCAAAUUUCCUCCAUCAAUACAGCCGUACUUCACAGCAUCCGCUACGUCCUACAGUUUGGACCAUACAGAGUUUCACGCUGAUGACGACGAGGUCGAGCUUUCAGGAUCAUACGGUCCGAGAGAACUCACAUCUUUCCCCAAUGAAGACACAAGGGAUGAUAUCCAUGGAGAUUAGAUGCAGAGGGGAGACCUUGACCAUUUGAUACUGCUACUUGCCUCUAUGCCAUGGCAAUCAAAUGUUGGGCUGACGAUCAGAAGGACGUAACUCAGUUUUGGCCAUUUUUAGGAUUUGGUACCAAAGACAAGUAAAUAAGCAUCACCCACAGAUUCUGGAAGCCGUAUAGAAGGAUAUAAUUCAAUUUGUGCCAUUUUGAGAAUUCGGUACCAAGUAAUCUAACCAAAUUAUUUUUCUAUUGCCUUCAAAGUAUUGAUGAUUGUUAAGUUUUUAACAACACAAAUAUGUCGUAACUGUCAAACAGUUAUUCUAAAAAGAUUUAGAAUGUAUUCUAAAAUCUAAUACAUGUCGAUAUCGUUGGUAGAAUAUUGUCAAACAUUGCUGCUCUCUUAAUAAUUUUGUUGUAGUUACAUCUGUCUCCUUUUCAUUUCGACGUUUAGCACAAGAAAUAUUAAGUCACAAACACAGCUCAGAAACACCAUUUUUCCUUGGGUAUGGAUCCGGUAGUACAUCAUUUGAAAUAUUACAAUGUAUCUUUUCAUUUAAACACAACACAAGGUUUUCACUCUAUGUCUUCAUUAUUUCAUAUUCUUAUCAAAAUAUAGCAAGUUUGCUUUUUACUACAU